Penaeus chinensis is the source of this 998-nucleotide messenger RNA. RefSeq lists its product as uncharacterized. The transcript is spliced from 5 exons. Gene Ontology annotation, cellular component: presynaptic membrane. NCBI's taxonomy places the organism in Eukaryota, Metazoa, Arthropoda, Malacostraca, Decapoda, Penaeidae. The record is from RefSeq and is a predicted model, not a curated record. Gene Ontology annotation, biological process: neuromuscular synaptic transmission; clustering of voltage-gated calcium channels; neuron-neuron synaptic transmission. Bases 1 to 864 code for a protein of 287 amino acids.
AUGCGUGCAGGCAGGGAGCGCUGCGGGUACUUUCUCCUUGACACCGUGUUUACUGUGGUUGUCACGGGGUCGCUGGUCGUGUUCGUGUGGCGAGGAGCGUGGGUGUUCCUGGACGCUGUGCUUUUCCCUACCAUGCCACACUACUCGGCUAUGGGCUCGAUGAUGAUGGGCAUGACGGUGACUCUGCUGGUGUUCGCCGCACAGCUGGUGCUGAUUCCGUACCUCCGCCACGUGAGGAAGGGCGUCGGCAAGAUUGUGGUCGAGGACGCCUACCACACCAUCUGCUUCGUCGGCGACAUCAACAUGUGGAGGGGCGUCUGGAUGCUCCUUAACAUAUACCUCCUUCCAGAUAUGCCCGUUGUCAGCAAUUUCCUGACGUCGGUGGCUGGUCUGGUCUUGCUGAUGUGCUUCUACACAGCCAACUCCAUUUUGGUGAGAGGCGCUGUGAUGGAUGGCGCAGGAGAAGGAUCCAAGGGAGUUACAUUCCCCACGCAGUACUUCAGAUUCUUCUAUAAGAGGCGGCUCAGCGAGGAGCGGCAGCGCCCCGACUUCUGGGUGCGGGGCGAGGAGGCGCGGUCGCCCCUGCACAUCAGCGCCCCCCUCGAGUCCAGCCUCGCCAACAAGGCCAACGGCGUGUGCGACGGCCGCGGCUUCGGCGAUGGACACAGCUUCACCGACGGCUUCGGAGACGGCUACAACAGCGGCUACUCGACCAACGAGGAGCGGAGUCCUCGGCCCAACUCCACCUUCCUCGGCGGAGGUGGAGGAAGCGGAGGAGGCGACGGCGCUUCUUCCGGGACGCGAGGAUCCCUCAGUAGGAACGCCUCGGACCUCCAGUCGCAACAGACGGAGACGCCCUUGUAGAUACCCGGCGAGGGACGUCGGCGACGCACAUGCACAGAAAUACAGCCACGCCCACAUAUACAUAUUGUAUAGCCCCGAAGAAAUCUGCCUUCCCAGCCUCCUCUUGACUACGCAUACAUUCUCUACGAACAGAU